GCGAAGUGACAUUCGGGUGAUACAUGAGCGCGUGUUCAUACAGCCAACAAGACGUGCUAUUGUAAUUAAAUGAUGACGUCGGGAUACACGAGUUCAUGGAGAUGAGUCCUACCUAGUCUGGAUUCCAAUUUGAUGAUUUUGCACACAUGAAGUAAACUAUAUGCUACAGGAUCAUCACAAACAAGCCAUGAUCCAAAACGCCUACCUACUAACUAUGAUUCUGGUAAUGGUGUUACUAAACGUGCUCUUCGGUAUCAACGGUGGACACAACCACGAUUCGAACAUGGAUGUUCUGCAGAAUAAACUAAUGACAAACAGCAAGGCAAGCGAGCAUCAUGUAAGACGCCGCUCCGUUUCGAAUUCCUUUAACCUCAAGAUACAAAGAGAGGGACCGUCCAUCACUGUGUCGAACAAUGGUCGCACGUUUCACUAUCACGGACGGACUAUUGUCAAUGGGAUGCUGCAGGAGUUCUUUGGAAUUCUACCUUCACCCGCUUCCACAAAGCCCUUAAACGACCCAUUAUCCUUGGUCAGCAACUCUGAGAACGGCGCUCACUCUAGCAGCUCCUAUACGUCUGGACGUGAGAGAUACAGUCUAGCUAAUCCUCGACCCGACGCCCCAAACUCAGCACUUUCGCAGAAUAUCUUACGCAGCAAGGAUUCCAGUUCUCACGAUUCUUCCGACUCUAAGACGACCGGAUAUCGUCGGAAUCCUAACGCUCGUCAAACACCGGCAACGGAUCUUCCUGACGCCGUGCAACUACGGCAAACGGCUAAAAUAAACUACUGGAAUAACAUUGGCCAUGGACGUUCACCAGCCAUUUCAUUAUCACCAAGGAUACCUUCGUAUGUCGAAUACUUCACCGCGAUAAGAAAUCCUUCCAGAAGACAAGACACAGGUCAGCAGUUUUCGGGAUAUGCCUUCAAUAUUAUAGAUGAAGACAGACUUCUGUUUCCUCAGUUUGGACAACAACAUUUGAAGGCCAUCCCAGGCCUGUCUAUGUAUCCAUAUUUAGCGUCCGAGUACCAGGGGCACAACAGAUCUCUAGAACCUAUUUCAGAAGCAAUUAUAUCUGGAAUGCAUGCACAAUACUUUGGCAUCAAACGCCAUAGAAGGGUAUAAGACAUAAUAUGUCAAAUAAAAAUAUUUUAAAUGGCA
This is a messenger RNA of Gigantopelta aegis, 1159 nucleotides long. RefSeq lists its product as uncharacterized. Lineage: Eukaryota; Metazoa; Mollusca; Gastropoda; Neomphalida; Peltospiridae. The coding region runs from base 161 to 1123 and encodes 320 amino acids. The transcript has 2 exons. The record is from RefSeq and is a predicted model, not a curated record.